Trachymyrmex septentrionalis is the source of this 1910-nucleotide messenger RNA. It is a transcript of the gene Acsf2, whose product is annotated as acyl-CoA synthetase family member 2, mitochondrial. The record is from RefSeq and is a predicted model, not a curated record. The coding region runs from base 60 to 1868 and encodes 602 amino acids. NCBI's taxonomy places the organism in Eukaryota, Metazoa, Arthropoda, Insecta, Hymenoptera, Formicidae. Gene Ontology annotation, molecular function: medium-chain fatty acid-CoA ligase activity. The transcript has 8 exons. Gene Ontology annotation, biological process: fatty acid metabolic process.
UAGUGAAAGUUUCACUUGCUUACGCUACACAAGUCUAAUCAGUUUAUCAUUUUAGAAAGAUGCUUUUUUUAUUUAAAUCGAUUUCGCGAUACGUCGUGUCCGGAAUUUUAAAUCAUCAGUAUCAUUCACGAUGCUUCUCUCUAUUGCAUCUUAAUUUUAAAGAACGACGUCAGUUUCGAAGAUUGAAUAUCCAAGCAAGGGUCAAUCUUUCUCAUGCAAUCAAAGUCGCUCAUAUGUACAAUCCCGGUGAAUCUCCUAUACUACAUAAAACAAUCGGACAAUUAUUAAGUGAGGCAGCUGCAACAUGGCCCGAACGGACUUGCGUCAUUUCGAUUCCUCAAAAUGUCCGUUUAACAUUUAUUCAGAUUCUUCAGCGAGCCGACUCGUUGGCUGCGGGUUUCAAGAAGUUGGGUUUGAAAAAAGGUGAUCGGUUGGGCAUUUGGGCUCCAAACGACCUGGAAUGGAUCAUAACUUUUCUGGCUGCGUCGAGGAUGGGAUUAAUCGUCGUCGCAAUUAACCCUGCUUAUCAGUACAACGAAUUAGUGUAUUGUUUGCAAAAAGUUGGUGUAAAGGCGAUUGUCUCACCCGAGAAAUUCAAAACGCAGAAUUAUCCGAAGAUGUUGCUCGCCGCCAAGGAAGUGUGUCCUACUUUGGAACAUAUUAUUAUUUAUUCGCCCGAUCAUGUGACCGGUACGCAUCGUUUUGCCGACGUCGAAGUUUCAGCAACUAAAGCGGAAGUAGAUGCGAUCAACGCCGAACAGGAUAAGAUAUCAUGCCAUGACGAAUGCACUAUACAGUUUACGUCCGGUUCCACCGGAAGGUCCAAAGCUACGAUCCUCUCACACUUGGGUCUCGUAAACAACAGCAAAGAGUCUGCGCAACGGGCGAACAUAACUAUCGAGAACAAAAUAUGUUUAAACAUGCCGCUUUACCAUGCGUUCGGCAUGGUGAUGGGCCAACUGCUUGUCUUUCAUACGGGAAACACCCUCGUCAUAGAAGAACACUCCUUUGAUCCAGUAAAAACCUUGAAGGCAAUAGCGCAAGAAAAGUGUGCCAUAACAUAUGGAACGCCAACUAUGUGGGUAAACUUAAUCGCGGCACAGCAACGAUUACAGCUACCAAUAGACAGUCUUCAGGCAGGAAUUACCGGUGGUGCACCUGCGUCUUCUGAACUCUUCAAACGAAUACGAGACGUGCUAGGCUUUAAUGAUAUAAUGAGCAUAUAUGGCCUUACAGAAACAACAGCUAUAGUAUUUCAAUCGAUUCGUGGAGAAGAUAGACAUCUUACCGAGACCACUGUUGGUCAUUUGGCGAAUCAUACUGAAAUAAUGAUCGUCGACGAAAACGGUGUGACCGUCCCUUUUGGAAAAUCUGGCGAACUUUGGAUUCGCGGUUACUGCACAAUGUUAGGUUACUGGGACGAUGAAGAAAAUACGAAAAAGACUUUGACGAAGGAUGGUUGGUUGAAGACAGGCGACCAAUUUGUCUUACAGGAAGAUGGAUACGCUCGUGUAGUCGGAAGACUCAAAGAUAUGAUUAUUCGGGGAGGAGAAAAUAUUUUCCCUAAGGAAAUCGAAGACUUUCUGACGACCCAUCCCAAAGUAAUGCAGGCACAAGUUAUAGGAGCAUAUGACAAGUUGUAUGGAGAAGAGAUUUGUGCGUGUAUUCAACUUCGCGACGGUGCGACGAUGACAAAGGAAGAAUUAAUAGAUUAUUGUAAAGGCAAAAUAGCGCACUUUAAAAUACCGCGUUAUGUACAGUUCGUAAAUGAAUAUCCAAAGACUAAUACUGGAAAAAUUCAGAAAUUUCGUCUAAGGGAACAAAUGGAAGACAGUAAUGUAAUACCAAAAACUCCAAAACUUUCAUAACAAACGUAUAUAAUAACAAGACUUUAAAAAAAUAUUAGUAAA